AAAAAAAAAAAAAAAAACCCUUUUAUAAAUGAACCAAAACUCAGAAUUAGGGUUUCGUCUGCGCUCACCAUUCUCGCGAGUUCGCUCGUCUUCUUCGCCUCUUCACCACCGUCAGCAAAUCUCCAAAGCUCGCAAUCAUGGGUAAGACACAUGGAAUGGGAGCUGCGCGUAAGCUGAAGUCCCACCGCCGAAGGCAAAGGUGGGCUGACAAGUCUUACAAGAAGUCCCAUCUUGGAAAUGAAUGGAAGAAGCCAUUCGCCGGAUCUUCUCACGCUAAGGGCAUUGUUUUGGAAAAGAUUGGUAUUGAAGCUAAACAGCCCAAUUCUGCUAUCAGAAAGUGUGCUCGUGUGCAGUUGAUUAAGAAUGGAAAGAAGAUCGCUGCUUUCGUUCCCAAUGAUGGUUGUUUGAACUUCAUUGAGGAAAAUGAUGAGGUGUUAAUUGCUGGAUUUGGUCGUAAAGGACAUGCCGUGGGAGAUAUUCCUGGAGUCCGAUUUAAGGUUGUCAAGGUUGCUGGUGUCUCACUUCUAGCCCUCUUCAAGGAAAAGAAGGAAAAACCCAGGUCUUAGGUUAAGGUUGUUAGUUUAGUCUGAAAUUUUGCUUACUCAAAUGAAACUUGUACCCUCUUUAAAUGGAAAUUGAGUGUCCUUAAAAGAGGAUACCCUCCCUACUUUGUUUUUGUGUUCUAUUCGUGUGUAUUCAAGAUGGUUUUCUAUAUUCUUAGUUAUUGCUUAUACUCCAUUGGUUUAUUUA
Chenopodium quinoa (quinoa) is the source of this 750-nucleotide messenger RNA. Its product is annotated as 40S ribosomal protein S23. The coding region runs from base 138 to 566 and encodes 142 amino acids. The transcript has 4 exons. The record is from RefSeq and is a predicted model, not a curated record. Gene Ontology annotation, cellular component: ribosome; cytosolic small ribosomal subunit. Gene Ontology annotation, biological process: translation. Gene Ontology annotation, molecular function: structural constituent of ribosome. Lineage: Eukaryota; Viridiplantae; Streptophyta; Magnoliopsida; Caryophyllales; Amaranthaceae.